Kickxella alabastrina is the source of this 1166-nucleotide messenger RNA. RefSeq lists its product as uncharacterized. NCBI's taxonomy places the organism in Eukaryota, Fungi, Kickxellomycota, Kickxellomycetes, Kickxellales, Kickxellaceae. Gene Ontology annotation, cellular component: membrane. The coding region runs from base 145 to 1134 and encodes 329 amino acids. The transcript has 2 exons. The record is from RefSeq and is a predicted model, not a curated record.
GAAUGGUGGCCUCCAUUGCUGAAUCCAAAACACAAAUACAUCCCAUCCACAAAAAUCCGCCUAUCCGCCAUUGCCACUUCUGCUCCCUCCUCACUUCGUCUCUACUAUUUCUUUCAAAAUCAAGCCAUUCUAUUAUUUAUACCAAUGGACUUACUUUCCUCGGUGUACGCGUCAUUCCCACUCGCGUCGCACGAAGAGUCAGCAUCAGUGCGUCAAUACUUCUGGGCCACAGUGGUCCUCAGCUGGCUCCUAACUUUUGUUCCGCAAGGCGGGCGCAGCCGCAACUACUCGAUCGUCGACCGACUCUGGCCGCUCUACCCGCCGACCUUCCUCAUUCAAUGGAUCUGGCAGCUUCAUGAGUACACUGUAGGCAAGCAGCUAUCGUCUCACGCGCUGUUUCUCUGCGCCCUGGUAUUUGUAUGGUCACUGCGUCUAUGCUAUAAUUCAAUCAGGCGCGGGGACUACCGCGUUGGCGCAGAGGAUUAUAGGUGGAUCCACGUGCGCCAGUCCUUCGCCUGGAUGCAUCCGGUCGUGGGCACGGUGGCCUGGGAGGUGUUUAACUUUGGGUUUAUUUCUGCUUUCCAGCUGGGCCUGUUGUACUUGAUUGUGUGGCCGGCACGCUUCCUGGUGCUUUACGGCGAGGAGCAUUCGUGGAGCGCACUGGAGGUUCUGCUGGCAGUGUUGAUGUGUGCAUUGGUCUUGGGCGAGGCGCUGGCGGACCAGCAGCAGUUUGAUUUCCAGCAGAGAAAGAAAAAACAACACGGAGGCAGCAGCAGCAGCCAGCAGAAGGAAGGUGGCUUUGUGCACAAGGGGCUGUGGCGGUUCUCGAGGCAUCCGAAUGUGUUUUGCGAGCAGGCAUUUUGGGCUACGCUUGCGGUUUACUGUGCGGUGGCUACAGGAGUCGAUUUGGGCGACUGCGAUAAUGCGCAUUAUUUGCUCGGCCCCUUGGUGCUCAUUGUUUUGAUGUGGGCGUCGGUUGGGUUGACGGAGCGCAUUACACUAGCUAAGUACCCGCUUUAUCGCGCGUAUCAGCUCAAAACAAGCCGCUUAGUUCCUUGGGUACCGGCCACAAACGCACACGUCAUCAGCACCGCUGCCGCCGCUGCUGCUCCAACUGCCAAGAAAACGCGCUAAAAAAAUAUCUGUGGGCUCAAGCUUCGUCCAGC